AUGGAGAACGGUGUGCCCCAGGAGACUGGGGGCUCCCAGGCCUCUUUGGAAGGGGGCAGAAUCCCACCGGCACAAGGCAGUGCUGUCACCACAAAUGCCCCCCACCCACCCCGAGUGCGGCCUAGGCUCGUCUUCCAUACCCAGCUGGCCCACGGCAGCCCCACAGCCAAGAUCGAAGGCUUCACCAAUGUCAAGGAGCUCUACGCCAAAAUCGCAGAGGUCUUCAACAUCUCCCCAACAGAGAUCCUUUUCUGCACCCUCAACACUCACAAGGUGGACAUGCUGAAAUUACUAGGUGGCCAGAUUGGUUUGGAGGACUUCAUUUUUGCUCACGUCCGUGGGGAAACCAAGGAGGUGGAGGUGACUAAGACAGAAGACGCUUUGGGGUUGACCAUCACUGACAAUGGGGCUGGAUAUGCUUUCAUCAAGCGUAUCAAGGAAGGCAGCAUCAUCAACCGGAUCCCGACCGUCUGCGUUGGGGACAGUAUAGAGGCCAUCAACGACCAAACCAUCGUGGGAUGCCGCCAUUAUGAAGUUGCCAAGAUGCUCCGUGAGAUGCCCAAGGCCCAGCCUUUCACUAUGCGCCUCGUGCAGCCCAAACGCGCCUUUGACAUGAUCAGCCAGCGGACGCGGAGCAGCAAGAACCCCAGUGAGGGAAAAGUGGCAAGCGGUCGGGAGACACUACGGCUAAGGGCAAAGGGUACUGCCACCGUGGAAGAAGCGCCAAGUGAGUUUGAGGAGGAAGCAGCUCGAAAAGUGGACGACCUGCUGGAAAGCUACAUGGGGAUUCGGGAUGUGGAGCUGGCAUCGACCAUGGUAGAGAUGGCCAAGGAGCGCCAGAGCCCUGAAGACUUUGCCCGGGGUCUUGAUUCACUGCUGGGUGAAUUUGCAUUUCCAGAUGAAUUUGUGGCAGAGGUCUGGACAGCUAUCUGCGAAGCCAGGGGGUGCUCCAAGUAG
Messenger RNA from Eublepharis macularius, 957 nucleotides. RefSeq names its product GIPC PDZ domain containing family member 3 (gene GIPC3). The record is from RefSeq and is a predicted model, not a curated record. Gene Ontology annotation, molecular function: protein binding. The transcript has 6 exons. Bases 1 to 957 code for a protein of 318 amino acids. NCBI's taxonomy places the organism in Eukaryota, Metazoa, Chordata, Lepidosauria, Squamata, Eublepharidae.